Molecule: messenger RNA, 521 nt
Organism: Trifolium pratense (red clover)
Lineage: Eukaryota; Viridiplantae; Streptophyta; Magnoliopsida; Fabales; Fabaceae
Exons: 3
Coding region: 43-336 (97 amino acids)
Cellular component (GO): mitochondrion
Source: RefSeq, a predicted model, not a curated record
UCCUUCCUUCAUUCCUUGUACCAGUCUGACCGAGAACACGAAAUGGCGACGAACUGUGCCAGAAAAUCUCUGCGAUUAGCUUCAUCUUCUUCCAAAACCCUAUUUUCUCGUCGAUCUUCUUCUUCAAAUGCCAAUAAAUUCAACGCCUCUUCUUUUCAAACUUCACCUCAAAAACGCUCACUCUCCUACUCCUGGUUACCGGUGCAGUUGGCUGGUGCACAAGUAUCGUUGACGCCAUUGCAUAGUGUUACUGCUUCUGCAUUGUUCACUUCUCUCUUAUCUUUGCAUAAUAACAGCUGGGGUUGUCUUUCAGAAGGUUUUGCAACACCUUUAUAACAUGCGGAUGAUAUCUUUGCUUUUAGGCCAUCCAUCCAGAUACUGUUAGGUGCAUCUUUUGUUUCAAUACUUGUUUCUAGUGGAUGCCGUGAUCAAUAAUGUAACUUGAUUAUUUUUUAUUUAUUUACUGAGACUCUCAGGUGCAGUCGUUCUGUUUACAUUUACAAGGUGUUUUCCUGUUUGAA